AUGCUGCCCUGCGAGCCGUACGCGCGCGGCUUCUCGGACUCGCCGGUGCGGUCGACGCCGCGCGCGCGCAUCAGCUCCGUGUCGUCGUCGCCCGGCGCGUCGCGCGGCCCGCCGCGGCGGUCGUCGAGCUGGGAGGCGCGCGCGGCCCGCGCGUCCAAGUCGCCGCUCAAGUCGAAGAGCAGCGCGCUCGACCUGCGCCGCGACUUCGACCUCGAGCUCAGCGACGACGAGGAGGACCUCGAGAUCGCGGCGGGCCACGACUCGCUGCUGAGCGCCGCGAGCCGGUCCCGCGGCACCGCGGGCGCGUCGACGACGAGCGGCGCCGGGCGCAUCGUGCGCUGGCUCGACGGCGUGGAGCCCGCCGCGCCCGCGGAGUCGCGCGCGGCGCGGCGGCGGCGGCGCUGGGCGUACCGCGCGCUGGCGGCGGGCUGCGCCGUGCUGUUGCUCCAGGGCGCCACGGUGGUCCACAUGCUCGCGGGCUACCACGGCGACGAGUGCGCCGCCGUGCCGCGGCGCCCGGCGCCCCGGCGGCCGCGGCUCGACCUCUACGGCAACGCGACCGCGCGGCGCCUCGAGUCGCGGCGGAAGCGCAAGGGCGCGCGCAACGGCACGUCGACGACGACGACGCGCGCCAAGAGCUUCCACGUGCGGCGGCCCGUGCGCCAGAGCGAUCUGGUGUUCUGGGGGACGCACAACUCGUACCACCGGCGGCCGCGGCGGUUCCACUUCCCCUACUGGAACGCGCUCAUCCCCCAGUGGCAGUACUCGCACCCGCGGCUCGCGCGCCAGCUCGACGCCGGCGCGCGGCACCUGGAAUUGGACGUCCACGUCGACAGCGCCACGCGGAAGGCGCUCGUGUACCACGUGCAGUCGCUCGACUCGCGGACGCGGUGCUACUGCCUCCGGGACUGCCUCGGGUCCCUCGUGGACUGGAGCCGGCGGCGAAGCGGCGACCACGGCCUCGUCGUCGUGCUCCUCGAGGUCAAGGGCACCAAGUCCUACGUCGAGGACGUCGCGUCGCACUUUCGGGGUCUGGGCGACGACCGCUACCCGGAGUCCAGGGACGCGCUCCGCGUCAUCGACGACACGAUCUUCGACGCCUUCGCGCCGACGCCGCACUCGCUGCUGACGCCCGACGACGUCGCGGGCGGCUACGCGUCGCCGGGCGCGUCCGUGCGCGACCGGGGCUGGCCGGCCGCGGACGCGCUCCGCGGCGCGUUCGCCUUCGCGCUCCUCGACUCGUCGCAGGAGGCGCAGCUCACGCGCGCCUACGACGCCUCGCGGCGGCCGAGGGCCAUGUUCACCAUGGGCUCGGCCGUCGUGGGCCGCGACGCGGCGGCGAUCUACAAGUACGACAACCCGAACAACCCGGACCACUUCGCGGCGAUCCAGGCCGCCGUGCGCGCGGGCUUCCUCGUGCGCACGCGGGCGAACACGGUCAAGUACGUGGCGAACUACGCGCGCUUCGCCAAGGCGCGCGAGAGCGGCGCGCAGCUCGUGAGCUUCGAAGCGGACGCGAAGUCGAACUGGCUCCGCUUCGUCGGGAACCCGGCGAGCCAGUGCGCCUGCGACGCGCUGGCGCUCGCCGGCUCCGACCGCCACUGCGACGACUCGAGCCCGCCCUGCACGUAG
Molecule: messenger RNA, 1632 nt
Organism: Aureococcus anophagefferens
Lineage: Eukaryota; Pelagophyceae; Pelagomonadales; Pelagomonadaceae
Exons: 2
Coding region: 1-1632 (543 amino acids)
Biological process (GO): lipid metabolic process
Molecular function (GO): phosphoric diester hydrolase activity
Source: RefSeq, a predicted model, not a curated record